This is a messenger RNA of Perca fluviatilis (European perch), 2500 nucleotides long. RefSeq names its product E3 ubiquitin-protein ligase TRIM21-like. Gene Ontology annotation, molecular function: protein binding. The record is from RefSeq and is a predicted model, not a curated record. The transcript is spliced from 4 exons. Bases 377 to 1666 code for a protein of 429 amino acids. Lineage: Eukaryota; Metazoa; Chordata; Actinopteri; Perciformes; Percidae.
UUUCAGAUGAUCAUAGACAAGAGAACAUUUGUCUUCAGCAGAGCUGCAGUCACAACCAGUUUCUCCAUUUUAGGUCAAGAAGUGUCAAGAGUUCAUUCAGAUCUUCUCUUAUAAACACUGGUCCAUCUGAUGAUUCUUAUGCACAGUUUCAGGCUGAUCAGGCGAAAAUCCCAGGAGGAGUUGGAAAAAGUAGGAUUUGAACAUUUUGCGGACAACAAAUCUGCAGCGGAAAUGGGCAUGGCCUACGUCAUGUGAUUCAGCUUCAUUCAAGGAACGCGUGGAUCCGAGCUGCAGUCAAGACCAGUUUCUCUUUUCUCUGUCAAGGAAAUUGAACAGGGUUCUUCAGGAUUUUCUCUAACCAACACUGAGUGUCGAUAUGUCUGCUGCCAGCAGUCUGCUGACUACAGAUCAGUUUCUCUGCUCCAUCUGUCUGAAUGUGUUUACUGAUCCAGUCGCCAUACCAUGUGGACACAACUUCUGUAAAACCUGCAUCACUGAUCACUGGGAUAGUUAUGUCCCGUGUCAGUGUCCUACCUGUAGAAAAGGUUUCAAGACGAAACCUGCGGUGCAGGUCAAUACUUUGAUCUCUGAGAUGACUGCUAAGUUCAGACAGUCAGCUCAACAGAAAGCAAAAGAAGUUCCCCGUGAUGUCUACUUAGGACUCAAGAGGAAAACCUGGAUGUUCUUCCUGGCGUGUCUGAUGUGUGUCUUCAUUUCCUGGAUGGUUUCAGAACAUAAGAAACAUGAUUUUCUUCUGAAAGAAGAAUAUGAAGCAAAGAAGAUUGAGCUGUCCAAGACACAGGCUGAAAUUCUGCAGAUGAUCCAGGAGAUCAAACACUCAAUGGAGCUCAGUAAGGAAGAAACAAACAGACAGAUCUUAACCGCUCUGAAGGAGUCUGUUGAGAGAAGCCAGGCUGAGCUCAUCGAAAUGAUCAAAGAGAAGACAAGAAGGACAGAGAAACUGGUUGAAGGCUUCGUCAGAGAGCUGAAACAGGAAAUCUCUGAGCUGAAGAAGAGAAGCACUGAGGUGGAGCAACUCUAUGUGGCUCAGCAGGAGAAACUCAGUAAACAGAUCAUGAAACUGCUCCCUGAGUCUGAUCUGAAGAGGGUCCAGCAGUAUGCCGUGGAUGUGACUCUUGAUCCUGAUACAGCUAAUCCCUGGCUCAUCCUGUCUGAUGAUGGAAAACAAGUUAAAUUUAGUGAUGUGAGGAAGAAUCUCCCAGACAAGCCAGAGAGAUUUGAUAAUUGUGUUGUUGUCUUAGCAAAGCAGAGUUUCUUUUCAGGAAGAUUUUAUUACGAGGUUCAGGUUAAAGGGAAGACUGAGUGGGAUUUAGGAGUGGUCAGAGAGUCGAUCAACAGGAAGGGAAAAAUCACACUGAGCCCUCAGAAUGGUUACUGGGCGAUAUGGUUGAGGAAUGAGAAAGAGUACAAAGCUCUUGAUGACCCUGCAGUCCUUCUCUCUCUAAAGUCUCGGCCUCAGAAGGUGGGGGUGUUUGUGGAUUAUGAUGAGGGUUUGGUCUCCUUUUAUGACGUUGAUGCUGCAGCUCUUAUCUACUCCUUUACUGGCUGCUCCUUCACUGAGAAACUCUACCCAUUCUUCAGUCCCAGUCCUAAGUAUGGUGGUAAAAAUUCUUCCCCUCUGAUCAUCUCUCCUGUCAGCCAAUAAGUAGAACAAAAAUUAUAUAUUGAAAAAAAGAUUAAUUUUCUUUUCAUGCCAUAAAUGUUUACAUAUAAUUUCUUUAGAUUCUUAGUAGAGAAUGAGAUCCUAAUCCAAUUCAUCCAGAGGGUAAAAAGGGAGGCAAAGAUACUGCAGGAGGUCAAUUAAAGUUAAAAUGGCAAUUUCUCAGAUUCAUAAGUCAGUGAAAUGUGAACACACAGACAUGAAACAUGUACAUGAUUCAUUGUAACUUUCUUUUCCUGAGGCCACUUUAUCUCUGAUGUUCAUUGUGAAUCCAUUAAAUGAAAAAGGGACUGAAGAACGUGCCUAAGUAAAUUUUUUUUUUUAGUAUCAAAUUAAUCCAGUGAUAGUAGUCUGUACAACCAUGGGUACAUGGUAAACAGGAGCUUCUGACAGAUUAUUCAGCACACUGUGAUGGAGACAGAUUUCUCCAUUUUCACACGAGUUAAAUUUCAUAUUGAGCUGAUUAGAAAGUAAAGUUGUGGAACGGCUCAACUUUAAAUGAAAAGGACGCUGCUUCAGACAGAAUUUAAAUUACAGAAAGAUCAGCUACUUGGCUGUUUAUGCUCAGUUUUCAUAUUUUGAAUGUUUUCUCUAAUCAAUUUUUAAAGUGCAUUUAUUACUUACUAUAGUUUAUUUGAAUCCAUAUUUUUUGUUAAGAUGUAUAAAAUUAUUGGGUUGUGAUUUUUAUUGUUUAGCUUUUUUGAAUUUCUUUUAUCUGCUUAGCUGCUUUUGACUUAGCUCAUAAAAUGUACCUACCCUCCAUAAUACACUGGACUUUCAUCUCUGGUGCUUAUCGAGGCUCACUUUAAGGACCUUUGU